AAAGAAAGAAAGAAAAACAUGGGCAGAUUCGAAAUGCACACAUCCGUGCACGGCGUGUGUCGGUUCUCUAACAAACUGUCAACACCAUCCUGACGCGUGAUCCGAAGUGAAGUGCCGGCGGCACGCACAAGCUCGUGAGACCUACGGGUCAAGAGCGCACGCUUUGUCCUGCCGUUUGUGUCGCUCUCCACGGGAGUUUGGGGAUUUGAACAUCUCUGAGGGGAAACGUGGAGCGAGAAUCGAGACACACAAGAGGAGAACGGACUUGCGAUCACAGCAGAGCAAAAGGAAGGAGAUCCGAUCGUUGCUUUUCAUGCACCGAGCAACGUCACGCAAACCGGAUAAAGUCAUUGUUUCAGUCCCGCUUGGAUGUUUCCGCUGGAGCCGAGCAUGAUUUGGAGUGUGCUCCUCGAACAGGAUGGUCGUGAGGUCCAAGUAUUUCUUUUUUCUUAGCGUGAUCCCUCCUUAGAUGAAUUCGGCUUCCUCGCUUUGACCCAGCAACUAAAUAAGUGCGCGUUUUUUUUUGUGUGUGUUGCUCUCCAUGACAAAUCAGCUGUUUUGUUUGGCAGCACGCGGACUUUUUUUUUAUUAGGGGACGUUUUCAUCCUUUACCUGGAGAACUUUUUUUAACGAUGAAGAGGAGAAAAAUCCCACGCUUGUUUUGCAGUGACAUCGCCGCCGUGUAGUGAAGUGGACCCACAAGGGUGGCGUUAUUCCAGCUUUUAUUUGCAUCUCCACUGACUGGAUCAAAUGGCUGACCUGCGCCCACCACAACAAAAAGUUAUGAAUUCGCCUGACGGUGAAUGAGAAACAAGAAGCACGAUUUGUGGACUCGUUUUGCGUUCGUGACAUUUUGAGCGUAUUUGCAGUGGAGUAGAGGGGAAAAAGAAAAACGGAAGACAUGGAGGAAUGGAGGCAAUGCGGACGAUGGCUGAUCGACUGCAAGGUUCUGCCCCAGAACCACCGGGUCGUGUGGCCCUCAGCUGCCGUGUUCGAUCUAGCGCAAGCCUUGCGUGACGGGGUGCUCCUGUGCCAGAUGUUGCACAAUCUCUCCCCUGGAUCCGUGGACCUGAAGGAGAUCAAUUUCAGACCUCAGAUGUCACAGUUCCUUUGUCUGAAGAACAUCCGGACAUUCCUCAAGAUCUGCCAUGACAAAUUUGCCCUGCGGAACAGUGAGCUGUUUGACCCUUUCGACCUCUUUGAUGUCAGAGACUUUGGCAAGGUCAUCUCCACUCUGUCGAGGAUCUCCCAUCACAGUAUUGCACAAAUCAAAGGCAUCAGACCUUUCCCCACAGAAGACACAGCCUUGAAUGAGGACGAUGUGUACCGGAGUCUUGAGGAACUGGCGGAUGAGCACGACGUGGGCGAGGAUGACGUCUACGACUGCGUCCCGUGCGAGGACGAUGGCGACGAUAUCUACGAGGACAUCAUUAAGGUGGAAGUACGACAACCCAUGAAAAUGGGCAUGACAGAAGACGACAAGCGGAAUUGCUGCUUAGUAGAGAUCCAGGAGACCGAAGCCAAGUAUUAUAAGACGCUAGAAGAUAUCGAGAAGAACUACAUGAUCCCAUUGAGGCAAAUUGUGAGUCCGCAAGACAUGGAGGCCAUCUUUGUCAACCUUGAGGAUGUGAUCAAAGUACAUUUUGCUCUGCUUCGAGCCAUCGACCUCAACAUGGUCACCGGAGGAAACGGUUUGGGGAAGAUCUUCCUCGACUUCAAAGAACGGUUAUUAAUCUAUGGCCAAUACUGCAGCCACAUGGAGAACGCCCAGAAGACACUGGAUGAACUAAUAGCGACACGGGAAGAUGUCAAGAUCAAAGUCGAGGAAUGUACGAUGAAAGUCCAGGAGGGCAAAUUCAAGCUGCAGGAUCUUCUGGUGGUUCCUAUGCAGAGGGUACUCAAGUAUCACUUACUGCUAAAGGAACUUCUGAGUCACUCGACGGACCGACCAGAGAGGCAACAAUUAAAGGAGGCACUGGAGGCUAUGCAGGACUUGGCCAUGUACAUCAAUGAGGUCAAGCGGGACAACGAGACACUGAAGAAAAUAAGUGAAUUCCAAAGUUCGAUAGAAAAUCUUCAGGUGAAGCUGGAAGAGUACGGAAGGCCAAAGAUAGACGGCGAGCUGAAGGUCUGCUCCAUCGUCAACCGUACCAAACAAGACCGGUAUAUAUUCCUGUUUGAUAAAGUGGUGAUUGUCUGCAAGAGGAAAGGUUAUAGCUACGAGCUCAAAGAGAUUAUCGAACUGCACUUGUAUAAAAUGUCCGAUGACCCCAUGAACAACAGAGACAUGAAAAAGUCAAGUGGAAAAAUGUGGUCUUAUGGAUUCUACCUGAUCCACCUGCAAGGGAAGCAGGGCUUCCAGUUCUUUUGUAAAACAGAAGACACAAAGAGGAAAUGGAUGGAGCAGUUUGAAAUGGCCAUGUCCAACAUCAAACCGGAGAGAGCGACGGCUAACCAGCAUAACUUCCAAAUGCACACGUUUGAUAAGAACACAAAUUGUCGAGCCUGCAAGAUGCUACUGAGGGGCAUCUUCUAUCAGGGUUACUUUUGCUCUCGGUGUGGAACAGGAGCACAUAAAGAGUGUCUGGAAGUCAUCACCAUCUGCAAAAUCAAUCCUCUUGACUUGGAACCUGGAAUAUCCUCUGGCCCCAAGAUGGUAGCAGUGAGAAACUACCACGGUACACCAGCACCCCCGGGGAAGACAGCUCUGUCCUUUCAAACGGGAGACUACAUCGAGCUGCUGAAGGGGGAUCCUGACACCGCGUGGUGGGAGGGAAGAUUGAUCCAAACGCAAAAGAAUGGCUUCUUCCCCAGUUCCUGCGUGAAACCGUACCUCGACCCAAAGCCCUUCCAGUCGAUAUCCAGCAGGCAGUCGUCAAGGGACGCCGACUACUACGGCUAUCCAUGGUUUGCGGGAAAUAUGGAACGCCAGCAAGCUGACAACCUCUUAAAAUCCCACAGCAGCGGGACCUACCUCAUCAGGGAGCGGACAGCUGAAGCUGAGAGGUUCGCCAUCAGCAUCAAAUUUAACGAUGAAGUGAAACACAUUAAAGUCAUUGAGAAAGACAGCUGGAUUCACAUCACCGAGGCCAAGAAGUUCGAGAGCCUUCUGGAGCUCGUGGAGUAUUAUCAGUCCCAUUCACUCAAAGAGAGUUUCAAGCUGCUAGAUACCACCUUGCGAUAUCCCUACAAGGCGAGGGAGCGUUCGUUGACGCGGAGCAGCUCCCGCUCGCCAGCAGCCACCUGCGCCUCCUACAACUUCUCCUUCCUCAGUCCGCAGGGCCUGAAUUUCUCCUCUCAGAGCUCGGCUCCUUUUUGGUCAGUGUUUACACCUCGCGUUGUGAGUACAGCCGUGGCCAGGUAUAACUUUGCAGCACGAGACAUGAGAGAACUGUCUCUGCGAGAAGGAGACGUUGUCAAAAUAUACAGCAAAAUCGGAGGGGACCAAGGAUGGUGGAAAGGCGAGGCCAAUGGACGGAUUGGGUGGUUUCCCUCAACCUAUGUGGAUGAAGAAGGAGUCCAGUAAGGGCUGGAUCUUGCCCACCUGGUACCCCUUUAAAAAAAUAAAUACAAAAAAAAAAAUCAGGAAACAUCUUUAAAUGUAUCUAUCUGCUGAUCUCAGAGGAAAACGCCUCAUUCACUCUCCAGGAAAGAAACUUUUUUUUUUUUUUUUGUCAUUGUCGAUGCUUCUGCUGGAUCGCAAGCACCUUGCCAACCCCCCGUCUUCAAGUUUGCCUCGGCUUUGCUCGUUUCAAGGGAUCCCUCGUUUAUUCCUGUACGGAUAAGAGCGGAAUCGCAAAAACAGACUGUGGAUAGCUUUACUCUGGAAAAAAAAGAAGAAGAAAAAAAACUUGCGGACCUCUGCGAGGUGGAAUAAUUGUACAGUAUAGAUAAUUUAUUGAAUAGAGAUUAUUAUCAUGACUGUGGUUACUUGUGGGGGAUUUCGCAACAGCAGAGAAAUCUGCAAAGAAAACGAGGAGAGAGAAAAACAAGAUGCUCUUUUUCUUUUCACAUUGACAGAUUUUGCCUUAGUUGUCAUGGUGAUGCCUUGUGGGUUGACUCCAGUGGAAGGAAAAAGACUUUGUUGACUGGCUUGGCUUCUCAUGCAUGCAUGUGUCCGUCCGUGCGCAGCCCACACAAACACCAAUGUACAGUUCGGUGCCUUUCAAAGACUGCUUCCAACCUCAACAUCAGCCGCUAAACGACAUUUGUCAUCGAUAAAAGGACAAAUUGUGCACAUGCAAAUGGGGAAGAAGAAAAAUUGAACCCGAGAAUGGACGGUAGUUGAGUCACUGAAUGCAACUAAGGGGAAGAAAUUCACAGAGUCGUACUUUUUUUCUUUAUAGUAAACAAUCACAGCUCACAUCAGUUUUAUUAUCAGUUUCAUCAACAGGAUAUGAAAGGGAAACAACUUGGGAAAACGAAGCUUCAAAUGUGCUUCAUGAACCAGUUGUAGUUUUGGAUUUCUCCAGAUGGCGCUGUUGGUUUAUACAAAGAGGAUUAAAAAAUACCGAGUGCCAUCUAGAUGAGUCAAAAAAUACACCAACUGGUUCAUGAAGCACAUUUGAAGCUUCGUUUUCCUAUCUGUAGUAACAAAACUUCACUACUCCAGCUAAUAUUGGUAUUUUUUUAACCCAACUGAACCGAUCGCCAACUUUGGCCGCUUUUUUUUUUUACUGUCUGCAUGGAAUUUUAUUUCCGUCGUAUGCUGCCUUAUGGAUUUUUUUAUGGAUGAUCAGGUGACCAGAUGUGUUUCCUCCUGGUUGUCACAUGUGAAAAUCCUCUUUGGUCGGUGCUGUGUCAACUGAGAAUUAAACUGCCAUAAAAAAGUACGUGUGGAUGACUAAGCGUGUAUGUGUGUGUGGGUGCAUUUGUGUACUAAUCAUCUGUAAUCUGCACACACUCGGAAAAUUGCGGGGGUGUGAUACAGUGCCGAGUGUUUCAGUUUAACUCUGGUGAUUGUUUGGCACUCUAUGCAUAGAUUUACGAUCGUGUAGAGUGUGAGUGACAUUUCCUUGCCGCUGUCCCCAGGUAUCGCAUGGUUUUAUACUUGCACCACAUCAUCAUAUUUAUUGACAUCUUAUUUCUGCAAUUGUGUCCAUUUCAUCACUAAGAACAUUUUCAGGUUGUCUUGAUUCAGCCCCUGGACAAGAAGAGCCCGACGCAUGUAGCUAUUGAUAUUUCAACUCCUCUCAGUACAUUCUGGAAAAAAAAAAAAUAUCUGUACGUCAUUGUGCACAUUUUUGGUUGAAUGGUUUCUAAAUGAGGUCUAUGAUGGAAUAAAUAUUUCAAAUUUA
Molecule: messenger RNA, 5297 nt
Organism: Syngnathus typhle (broad-nosed pipefish)
Lineage: Eukaryota; Metazoa; Chordata; Actinopteri; Syngnathiformes; Syngnathidae
Gene: vav2
Product: vav 2 guanine nucleotide exchange factor
Exons: 29
Coding region: 902-3526 (874 amino acids)
Biological process (GO): cell migration; regulation of GTPase activity; intracellular signal transduction
Cellular component (GO): cytoplasm
Molecular function (GO): guanyl-nucleotide exchange factor activity; protein binding
Source: RefSeq, a predicted model, not a curated record